This is a messenger RNA of Chaetomium fimeti, 2648 nucleotides long. RefSeq names its product P-loop containing nucleoside triphosphate hydrolase protein. Gene Ontology annotation, molecular function: GTPase activity; GTP binding; translation release factor activity. Gene Ontology annotation, biological process: nuclear-transcribed mRNA catabolic process, deadenylation-dependent decay; translation; translational termination. Bases 163 to 2316 code for a protein of 717 amino acids. The record is from RefSeq and is a predicted model, not a curated record. Gene Ontology annotation, cellular component: translation release factor complex. The transcript has 5 exons. Lineage: Eukaryota; Fungi; Ascomycota; Sordariomycetes; Sordariales; Chaetomiaceae.
UUCCCAUUCUGCGGUCGCUGAAAGUCGCUGCAAGAGGUGCCAUCGAGUCACGGAGCUGUCUAUCAACUGUCACCCCACUCCGUCGCUCGCGACCUUGGACAUCUCCAGCGAACACCCAAACGACGACUCGCCAGAACAACUUAAAUACAUUUCUCCGACAAGAUGUCCAACAACGUCCAGGACUCAUGGGAGGACGAUCCGGCUGCUCAGGAUGAGAACCUGGCCCGCCAGGCCCAGCAGCAAAUGAACAUUGGCGCUCAGCAGGGUCAGGGAGGCUUCCGUGCCGGUGCCGCUUCUUUCCAGCCCACGGCUCAAACCUUUCAACCGGGCCAAGGCCAAGGAUUUGGCGGGGGUGGGGGUUAUGGGCAGUAUCAGCAACCGUACUACGGCGGCCAAGGGUACUACCCGCAAUACGGCGGCCAGCAAGGUUUCGGCCAAUAUGGUCAACAACAGCAGCAACAGGGCUACGGCGGCGUCUACGGACAGGGCCAGCAGCCUGGAUACAACCAGCAGCAACAGCAAUACGGUCAGUGGCAGGGCUACCAGCAGCAGCCCCAGCAAAGCCAACCGCAACAGCAAGCUCCGAAGCCGACGCCCACCAUUGUGAAGCGGCCGACCGAUACGCCUGCCGCAGGGGGUGCGCCAAAGCCGACCCUUGCGAAAGAAGGUGGCGCGAAGGUUCUAAGCAUUGGCGGCGAUGCACCGAAGCCUAAGGCUAAGGUCCUAUCCAUCGGCGCGGUCGCCCCUGCUAAGGAGGAGCCUAAGAAGGACGAGACCAAGAAGGAGGGGGCCAAGAAGGAGGGCACGGUCGAGGCUGCUGCCAAAGUCACGGCGGCUAAGGCGAUCGACAAGGCGGAUUCCAAGGCGGCCAGCGGCAAGACUUCACCCACGCCAUCUUCGGGGCGAUCCAGCCCAUCUCGUGGGGCGGGCGCUAAGGCCGCCCGUGACGCUGACGCCGUCGAGAAGGAGCAAACCGCCGACGUGGACGAGGAUACACUCAAGGAGAUUUACGGCAAGGAGCAUGUCAACAUCAUCUUUAUUGGCCACGUCGACGCCGGCAAGAGUACACUUGGCGGUUCCAUCCUGUACGCCACGGGCAUGGUGGACCAGCGGACGCUGGACAAGUACAAGAGGGAGGCCAAGGACAUGGGGCGUGAGACGUGGUAUCUCUCGUGGGCUCUGGAUUCAACCAACGAGGAGCGCGCCAAGGGCAAGACGGUCGAGGUUGGCCGUGGCUUCUUCGAGACGGAGAAGCGGAAGUACAGCAUUCUCGACGCACCUGGCCACAAGACCUACGUGCCUCACAUGAUCGGCGGUGCCUCGCAGGCCGAUGUCGGUAUCCUCGUCAUCAGUGCGCGGAAGGGCGAGUACGAGACGGGAUUCGAGAAGGGCGGCCAAACCCGUGAGCAUGCUAUGCUGGCCAAGACUCAGGGAGUGAACAAGCUGGUGGUGGUCAUCAACAAGAUGGACGACCCGACGGUCAACUGGUCCCACGAGCGUUACACGGAGUGCACAAGCAAGCUGCAGCAAUUCUUGAAGGGCACGGGAUACAACGUCAAGACGGACGUCUUCUUCAUGCCCAUUGCGGCGCAGCAGACCAUAGGCAUCAAGGACCGUGUGCCCAAGGACAAGUGCCCGUGGUAUGACGGCCCAUCGCUUCUCGAGUACCUCGAUGGUAUGCAGGCCCUGGAGCGCAAGGUCAACGCGCCGUUCAUGAUGGCAGUUGCCAGCAAGUACCGCGAUAUGGGCACCAUGAUCGAAGGCAAGAUUGAGGCGGGUGUGGUCAAGAAGGGCAUGAGCGUGAUCAUGAUGCCCAACAAGCAGACAGUCGACAUUGCUGCUGCUUAUGGCGAGACUGAAGAUGAAGUGGCCAUUGCUCAAUGUGGUGACCAGGUGCGCCUUCGUCUCCGUGGCAUUGAGGAAGAAGAGAUCACCCCUGGUUUCGUCCUUUGCUCGCCUAAGCGUCUGGUCAACAACGUGUCCAAGUUCGAGGCGCAGAUCCGGAUCCUGGACCUGAAGAGCAUUCUCAGUGCCGGCUUUAACUGUGUGCUGCACGUACACGCCGCCAUCGAGGAGGUCACAUUUGCUUCGCUGCUCCACAAGCUCCAGAAGGGCACCAACAGGAAGAGCAAGGUCCCUCCAUCGCACGCCAAGAGGGGCGACAGCAUCAUUGCCGUUCUCCAGGUGACGGGCGGUGCCGGGUCUGUGUGCGUGGAGAGGUUCGAGGACUACCCCCAGAUGGGUCGUUUCACCCUGCGUGACCAGGGUCAAACUAUUGCUAUUGGCAAGAUCACUAAGCUCAUCACCGAUGCUUAAAGGAUGUUUAGGUUGGAAUAGCAUUUAGCAUGAAGAAAUCUGAAGUUGGUUGAUAGAUUUACCAGGUGUUGAUUUCCACACAAUGUUUUACUUUUCUAUUUCCCGUUCGAAUGGUUUUGCGUAGUGCUUCCGGGAAGUUGUUGGUGUCAACUUCAGAGGAAUGGAUGCAAUCCGCCCCAGCACCCGACACUGGGUAGAAAGACGGAAUCACUUUGUGCCUUCCCUGUGAAGUUUUGUGAAAGGGUACAUUCCGUGGUCUCCAUAACCCCGCAGGCUCUUCAAAUCAGGGAAGUUCCUUCCGGAACAGACCGUUAUAGAAUUAUCUACUUUGC